UAUCUCCAUCGCAAUUCGCAACCCUAUAAAAAAAUCGUUCCUACACAAAAAUGCAAUAAAUAUAUAGUAUAUCAGUCGCUCUUUUCACUAUUUCAAGAUACACCGAGAGACCCACCGCCUUCUUCUUCCUCCAUUCUAUAAUCUCGCAUUGCUAGCAAGGAAAAAGCACCCUGUUGCAGUUGACAUCUUGUCCAAGAAAUGUCAAACCUGAGUCUGUUAAUCGGGGGAAAGCCGUCCAAUUCGGUGAUUAUUAGCUUCAGAAUACCGUACUUCACCCACUGGGGGCAGCAGAUACUUGUGUGUGGCUCUGAACGUGUCCUUGGCUCGUGGGACGUGAAGAAAGGCCUUCUUUUGAGGCCCGCUCACCACGGGGAUGAUCUGAUAUGGUCUGGUAGUCUCUCUGUCCCGGCUGGUUUUACUUGCGAGUACAGCUACUAUGUGGUAGAUGAUAAGAAAAACGUGAUAAGAUGGGAGGCGGGUAAGAAGAGAAAAAUGUCAUUGCCUGAUAGUGCUCAACAUGGGCAGUUGCUUGAGCUUCAUGAUCUAUGGCAGACUGGUUCUGAUGAUCUAGUUUUAAGAAGUGCAUUUAAAAAUGUCAUAUUUCGAAACAGUGCUAGUCUGAAAAUCGAGAGACCCCUCGAAUCAGUUCAGAAUGUGUCGGAUAAUGAAGAUUCAGUUGUCGUGCAAUUCCGCAUUUGCUGCCCGAAUAUUGAAGCUGACACAUCGGUAUAUGUGAUCGGUAGUCCUUCGAAGCUGGGGCAGUGGAAGACUGAGGGUGCCCUCAAACUCAGUUAUGCCGGUGAAUCAGUAUGGGUGGCUGAAUCUGUAUUGAAGAAGGAUGAAUUUCCCGUAAAAUAUAGAUAUUGCAAAUACGGCAAAACUAAAAAACUAGCCCUGGAAAUUGGUGCUAAUAGAGAACUCUCUGUCAAUUUCUCAGCCGGUCAACCCAACUACAUUAUCCUUUCAGAUGGCCAAAUCAGAGAUAUGCCUUGGAGGGGUGCCGGAGUAGCUAUCCCCAUGUUUUCCCUGCGGUCAGAGGCUGAUUUGGGAGUUGGGGAGUUUCUUGAUCUGAAGUUACUAGUCGACUGGUCAGUCAACUCGGGCUUCCAUUUGGUUCAGCUUUUGCCAAUUAACGAUACCUCUGUACACGGAAUGUGGUGGGACUCGUACCCCUACAGCUCUCUCUCGGUAUUUGCAUUACAUCCGUUAUACCUAAGAGUGCAGGCCCUCUCAGAAAAUCUUUCAGAGGAUAUCAAGCAAGAGAUAGAGCAGACGAGAAAAGACCUUGAUAAAAAGGAUGUCGAUUAUGACGCUACCAUGGCUGCAAAACUUUCGAUUGCCAAGAAGAUUUAUGCUAAGGAGAAGGAAACUAUACUUGGUUCGGCAGAAUUCCAGAAUUAUUUUUCCGAGAACCAGGAAUGGUUGAAACCCUACGCGGCAUUCUGUUUUCUGAGGGACUUUUUUGAAACAUCGGAUCACAGUCAGUGGGGUCGUUUUUCUAAUUUUUCUACAGACAAGCUUGAGAAACUAGUCUCCAAAGAGAGCUUGCACUAUGAUAUAAUUGGAUUUCAUUACUACAUCCAAUUCCAUUUACACAAACAAUUAUCAGAAGCUGCUGAAUAUGCGAGAAAGAAAGGAGUAGUAUUAAAAGGAGAUCUUCCGAUUGGAGUUGACCGCAACAGCGUAGAUACUUGGGUAUAUCCAACUCUCUUUCGCAUGAACACCUCGACCGGGGCUCCACCAGAUUAUUUUGAUAAAAACGGACAAAAUUGGGGCUUUCCGACUUAUAAUUGGGAAGAAAUGUCCAAGGACAACUAUGGCUGGUGGCGUGGUCGUUUAUCACAGAUGGCUAAGUACUUCACGGCAUACAGGAUCGAUCACAUUCUGGGCUUCUUCAGAAUCUGGGAGCUUCCGGAUCAUUCCAUGACGGGUCUCUGUGGAAAGUUCCGACCAUCUAUUCCUCUUAGCCAGGAAGAACUCGAAAAGGAAGGAAUAUGGGACUUUAAUCGUUUGAGCCGCCCAUACAUUACAAAAUCACUGUUACAGGAGAAGUUUGGAGCUUUGUGGACUGUAGUUGCUUCCAAUUUCUUAAACGAAUAUCAGAAGGACCAUUACGAGUUCAAGGAGGACAGCAAUACCGAAAAGAAAAUUGCGGCCAAGCUGAAGUCGUGCUUGGAAAGAUCAAUCUUUUUGGAGAGUGAAGAUAAACUUCGCCGCAGCCUCUUUGAUCUUAUUCAGAAUGUCGUCCUCCUUAGAGACCCCGAAGAUCCCAAGAUGUUUUAUCCCCGUUUCAACCUUGAAGACACGUCGAGCUUUACUGGUUUAGACCAGCACAGCCAGAAUGUGUUGAAAAGACUAUAUUACGAUUACUAUUUCCAGAGGCAAGAGGAUCUGUGGCGUCAAAAUGCGCUCAAGACAUUGCCGGCUCUGUUGAACUCAUCCGAUAUGCUGGCUUGUGGCGAAGAUCUUGGCUUAAUUCCUUCUUGCGUUCACCCUGUGAUGCAAGAAUUAGGUUUGAUUGGACUGCGCAUACAACGCAUGCCCAAUGAGCCCGGGCUUGAAUUCGGCAUCCCCUCGCAAUAUAGCUAUAUGACAGUAUGUGCUCCAUCGUGCCACGACUGCUCAACUCUCCGUGCUUGGUGGGAAGAAGAUGAAGAGCGAAGGCGCAAUUUUUUCAAGGCGAUGCUGGGCUCCGACAUGCUCCCACCCGACAGGUGUACUCCACAGAUCGCACACUUCAUUUUGCGGCAGCACGUUGAAUCCCCAUCCAUGUGGGCGAUUUUCCCGCUUCAGGAUUUGCUAGCGCUGAAAGAAGAAUACACAACACGCCCUGCUGUUGAGGAGACGAUAAACGACCCCACGAAUCCAAAACACUAUUGGCGGUUCAGAGUACACGUCACAAUAGAGUCCUUGAAGAAGGAUAAAGAGCUCGUAUUGGCCAUCAAGGAUCUCAUCCGCAGCAGUGGCCGUUCGUGCCCUUCUUCUCAGGGCGACGAGGUGCAGGAGGCGAAACUCGGCAAGGAGGUGGUAAAGCAACAGCCUGCAAAUGGUGGUGGUCAGUUAAAAGGAGCAACUCCAAAAGCAGCAGCAGUCAAAGCUUGAUUUGCUUUUGGAAAUUAGAAGACAAAAAAUUUAGUGGGAAAAGUGACCGUUGAAAUUGUGAUUUUAUAUAUUAUACAUAUAAAGAUUGAUUUUGCUCCCACAAAGUAAAAUCAAACUAUCCGUGUUUCUUGAUA
Salvia hispanica is the source of this 3236-nucleotide messenger RNA. Its product is annotated as 4-alpha-glucanotransferase DPE2. Lineage: Eukaryota; Viridiplantae; Streptophyta; Magnoliopsida; Lamiales; Lamiaceae. The record is from RefSeq and is a predicted model, not a curated record. Gene Ontology annotation, molecular function: 4-alpha-glucanotransferase activity; starch binding. Gene Ontology annotation, biological process: carbohydrate metabolic process.